AUGGCCGAGUAUUCGAGCUCUUUCCCCACCGGUGACGAUUUCAGCCAUCAAACUGGAGACGGAGACGAGCCAACUGUUGCCCCGACUUCAGUGAUAGAGAUCAAAUCCAACACCGGAAUCUUCAUCUUCUUCCAAUUCAUCGCGGUUGAGUGCGGUUUCCCAGGACUCCUUCUUCUGGGUUCAGUGGAUCCUCGGUUCAAGGCGAUCUUCUUCUCUCACUCGACUGGGAUUGCGGAUGCUGGGGAGAGUUCAUCUGGAGUGAGUUUAUGCAGCCUGGUCAAUCGACUGGAUCGAGCUCCCUCAUACACUUUCUUGGAGGCAAUGUGCUGCGGAUGCACUCCAACCGAGAUGCCCAUCAAUUCUGACAAAAUUCCUGAAACUUCCAGCCAACACCCCAAAAUCGGAGUCGGCACUUGGGACAUCUUCCGUUUCUUCGUCGCCUUCUGCAGUAAUGUCGAACUACGUGAGACGUUCGAGUGCUUCAUGUCAUGGUACUUUGAGCUCAAUGGCUACGUCACGUUCGAGACAAUGACUUUCACCGAAGUCACGAGUGCAUCACCCGGACACCCAGAAGAAACCCAAGGGCUCCCCACAAUCACCUAUGACGAGUUCAUGUACACUUGCAUGUAUUGGGUGAGCUUCAAGGGUGACGACAAGAUGUGCAACCUGUUCGAUGAGAAAUACGAAAAGUGCAAGGACAAAAGCCUCAGGCGAGAGCCACGAGAAAUCGAACAGCCACGAGGUGCCAUCAGAGCCCGGAUCAGAUAUGUGCGAGUUCGUCAUCAAUACUGGGUCAGCUGGUCGAGCGGCUGGGAGGUUGCCUCAUCGCAAGGGACUUCAAAGGAACACUGGGUGCAAGAGCAGAUGCUUUCUGUGACAACGCGAUUCAAAUUGAUCUGCGAAUGGGAAGGUCCAUGGGCCACCGAGGAACCCUCGACCGUGGCUCCA
Messenger RNA from Mesorhabditis belari, 948 nucleotides. The record is from the annotation of a GenBank genome assembly. Lineage: Eukaryota; Metazoa; Nematoda; Chromadorea; Rhabditida; Rhabditidae.